Molecule: messenger RNA, 2387 nt
Organism: Dermacentor andersoni
Lineage: Eukaryota; Metazoa; Arthropoda; Arachnida; Ixodida; Ixodidae
Biological process (GO): carbohydrate metabolic process; chitin catabolic process
Cellular component (GO): extracellular region
Molecular function (GO): chitin binding; chitinase activity
Source: RefSeq, a predicted model, not a curated record
ACCGAGCUCUUUUCACAUUAUUCCGCCUUCAGAGAAAGAUAAGACAGUGAAGGCCACCUCCGCUGCCACUGCCAUCCGUGCGAUUGGCGCCGUGGAGAACAUCUCAGACAUGGGCGUGGCAGCCAUCGAGAUCAAGGCGAAGAAGAACGCCGCCAAGAACGCCCGGAAUGACGCCGUUGACGGUGACGUAGACAAGGGCGGCAUUCAAGUUUCAGCCAAGAAGAAAGUUUCUGCUAAAGAAAAGAAACGCCAAGCAGUCGUUGAAACUAUGAAAGUUUUCUUAAAGAGCCCAUCAGAAGCUCAACCACCGAACAUCACUAUAAACAAAUCUCCGCUCGCACCAGACAGGGUCAACCUAAGCGACGUUUCAGACUUCAUCGGCGUCGAUAGCUCUGCUUCCGAGGGGGCGAGCGGUGAUGCCGGCGGCGCGGAACACGGAACCGUUGCUAUCAAACUGAUAAAACCAGCCGAAAUUAAGAAGCCGUCCGAAGUCGGCAAGGCAGCCUCUCACAACCAGUCUGCACCGGCAGCCGUCAGUGGCUCCUCUGUCAACGGCACGGCAUCCAACGCAUCGUCGCUGGGAAACGCUCGCGUCGGCAACGCGUCGAGUGACAAGGCAGCGCCUGUCAAUUCGUUGCCAGGCAACACGUCGCACGGCAAUACGUCAGUAAAAACUGAGGCGCUCACCGAUUCCUCCUCACCCACGAACAAGAAUUCGGCGAGUCGCGCGUCUGGAGCCAAAGAGGACUUGCCAGCGGACUCACCCACGGCCAAAAAGUCGGCCUCACCGGUCGAUGAAUCUCCGGCGGUUGGAUCGCCUUCUGGCUCGAAGUCCCCGGCAGACGUUGCUGGCAGAAACAAGCUGCCAGAAGCAAAACAACCUACCGCCAGAGGGUCACCGGCAAAGGACGCGACUGGCGCGGUCAACCAAUCCGUUCACCAAGGUUCGCAGACCAACAAAGCCCGGCCUCUCGACGCAUCUGCUGCCAGCGAAAAGUCGGCGGACAAAAGGCCGCCCGUGAACGGACCACCGGCUGGAGCGCCCUCCGGUGCCGAAAAGUCGGCUGCUGCACAGUCAGCAGAAGAGUCAGGUGAUACAGGUUCGGCGGCAAAUAACAAAGGCGAGGCUGCACUCCCGAACCAACCCAUCGAAGAGAAGCACAUCGACAAAACGAAAAACGCGGCUGAGCACGGCGCAGACUCCCUGGCACCCGGUCCGAGCGCCCAAAGACCGCUCUUCUGCGACGUGCGGAAGUCCAUCUUGCGGCCGCUUGCGUCCUACUGCACGCACAUCCUGUUCGGCCGGCUUUCCCUCAAGGAGAGCAAUGGGGCGGUCACGGUUCGAGACUUCGACAGCGCCACGCAAGAGCAACUGCAUCUCGCCUCCGUGUUGCGUCCCGGCUGGCCGCACGUCAGCCUGAUGGCCACGUUAGGUGGAGGUGGUGAGGAUGACAUUGCUAUGGCCAAAGCCUUCGAGGCCGGUGCCGCGACGCUGGACGCGAUGGCCACCGAGGCGGCGAACCUGGUGCGCAAGCGAGGCCUGGACGGUAUCAAUGUGCACUGGACAGUGCCGGACCUCGAAGCGGACAUGGAAGCGUACGCAGCAGGGUUGGUUGACUUCAUCAAGAAUCUGCGGAAGGAGCUCGGUCCGUCGUCCAUCAUCACCAUGGUGUUGCCAAACGAAACAGAGGAGAGGAACGCGGCCUUCAACGUCCAGAAACUUCAGCCGUUGGUCAACUUCCUCUUCGUCAGCACUCACGACGCCUUCAGCCCCAACUCUGCGCUCACGCACUUCAACGGGCCGGCGCAGGACAUCGACACUGGAGGCAUGUUCACCGCCAUCGCGGACGUGAUGAAUCAGCUGAGCGGCAACCAGUCGCGGAAGCUGUGCUUCACGUUCGGCCUGUCCGGCGUGGCCUACAAGGUGGGUGCCGGCGCACCGCUGGCCAAGUACGUGCCCCUGGUUGGAGCAGCCGACCCGAGUGGCGCACAGAGCGCCCCCAACGCUGGCCAGCUGCCGAAGGAAGGACGGCCCAUCACGUACGACGAGGUGUGCAAGUUGAAUCUGACCUGCCACCAGGCGCACGUGGAGAAAAGCUGUUACGACAAAGUGGGGGACACGUGGUACGGCUACGUGGACGAAAAAGCCGUCGCCUCCAAGGCCAAGUGGAUUCUAAAGGACGGCUGGGAGAACCUGUGCGUGGUGGCGUGGAACGUGGACGCGGACGACGUGAAAGGCAGCUGCCGGGGCGACGCGUCGGCGUCCUACCCGCUGCUGCGGAGCCUCAGCCAAGCCACCGCAACCUUGGCCUACUGAGAAGCGGAGGCGCGCGAACUCCCUUGGAGACACAUCAUCAGCCCCAUCUAAUAAAGUGCCCUCAUGCCAU